Molecule: messenger RNA, 3057 nt
Organism: Cryptosporidium ubiquitum
Lineage: Eukaryota; Apicomplexa; Conoidasida; Eucoccidiorida; Cryptosporidiidae
Product: UB domain-containing protein
Exons: 1
Coding region: 1-3057 (1018 amino acids)
Cellular component (GO): BAT3 complex
Molecular function (GO): misfolded protein binding; polyubiquitin modification-dependent protein binding
Source: RefSeq, a predicted model, not a curated record
AUGAAUAGGGAAGAUAAUCCUUCAAGUGGAUCCAGUGAGGAAGUCCCACAAGAGAACCCUGAUAACCAUGAAAUUCCUGGUGAAGAGUACAUUUCCGAGGAUUGGAAUCCAGUAGAAGGGAGUUCCGGAACUACGGAUUCAAUAAAACCUUACCAGGACCGAGAGAAUAAUUCGGAUGUUGGAAUUCAGGCUUCAAAUAGUGUGAGUUCCGAUAACUAUGUGGUUGUGGGCUCCUCUGAAAGUGAGGUAAAUGGAGAAAAAAAACUUAAAAUUGUUGUAAGACCUUUAAAUGGUAGGGAUUUGACAGUAGAAGCUUCUCAAACUUCUACAAUUCGCCAAUUAAAAGUUUUGAUAGAGGUUCAGAGUGGAAUUGAAGCAAUCAACCAGCGUCUGAUCUUCAGAGGAAGAUGUAUGUUGGAUGAUGAUACUGUUGGUGCUUAUAUCAAAGAGGAUGGUGUAAUAAUUCAUUUGGUUCCUUAUGCAAGGAAUCAGAGAAAUGAGAGCUCAGCUCAGUCUACUUCUGAGUCUAGGCCAAGAGCUUCGGGAGUAGGAGGAGCAACAGGUAACGUCCACAAUCUGUUUGCUGCUGCAUCUGGAAUGCCAGGUUUGAACACAUCAAUCGGAGGAUUUCCUGGUGCAAUGAUGUUUGGAGCAAUUAGACUAGAUGGCGAGACUGGGCUCCCCAUGGAAGCUGAAGAUUUGAUGCAGAGAGUGUUAAGAACUUUUGGAGAUGCUGUCAAUGGUAACGGACUAGACCCAAAUUCAGUAGGUGCUUCUUCAGGAACUGGAGACAAUAGAAACAUAAGCUCAGUAACUUUUAAUUCAUUUGGGAUUGGCCAGCCUUCAACAAUUUCAGGGUUAUCAGGACUUGUCUCCAGCACUGAAAGAAGAAAUACGGACACUUUUCCAUCUAACAAUGAGACCAGAAGAAACAGUACAUCCACCUCAAAUGGUGUCUCAACUAAUAAUGCUGCAAAUUCUUCAAGUACAAAUACAGGAACUGAAAACAGAGGUAGUUCAAAUAUUGGUGGUUCUAAUAUUGACCAUACUGGAAGCAAUACAGAGCGCCGAUCCAGCAGCAACUCAGCACAAAAUCACGGAAGUUUUAGAGGCAGCAAUGGAGAAGGUGCUAGAGGUGAUCCAAUGAAUAGUAAUCCAAUUGGGAGGAUCGGAACCAUAGUUUCCAGAAUUUUCCAGGCCUUUAACCAACCAGUUGGAGAGGUCAUCCAAGAAGGAUCCACCAGGUCUGAGGGUAGGGAUAGCCAGGCUGGAGCUGGAAGAGGAACUGGAACUAGGACUAAUGCUGGUUCCAACACUAAUCUCGGUUCUGGAAAUACUAAUACAGGAACUUCUGAGAGAACUUCAAGAAACACCUCCCAAGACACAAGAGGAAGAGUUAUCGCAACCCCAGCCUCAGGUCUAAGCUGGACUCAGAUUGCCUCCUCUGGAGCUCUUAAUACAGCUAGGACAGGUGUACUUCCUAUAGGGCGUCCAGGGUUGGCAGUUGCAACAAUUCCCAUUUCUAAUUUUUCAAUUCCAAUCACAAUUAGAGCAACUUCUUCAGCAGGAAUCCCAUCUAUAAAUCUUUCUCAGAACUCAAAUGUAAUAGCAAGCGGAGCUACAACAACCUCCCAAGGGGAGCCUGACUCGGGGAGGGUUCCACAUGAUACUGGGAAUGCCACAGAAUCAAGUUCAAAUGUAUCAGAAGCUUACAGAACCUCCUCAGACAACUUCUUUAAGAAUAUUUCAAAUGUACUAGAAGAUUCAGCAAACCAGCUUCGAACGGUUGCAGCAGGAAUCAGAGAAAUGAGUGGAUUAGAAUGCACAAAUGGAAGGGAACCGAAUCAAGAAAGCUUUUCUGCCUUGCCUCCAAUUCCUUCGAACGUGAGUAGCAGAAGUGUUUCAGGAGAAAAUUUAGUUCUAGGCCAAGCUUCAGACUAUAUUCAGCACCACUCACAUAGACUGUAUAUAUCCAAUGAGGUGGUUCAUAGGUUUCUCCCUUGGGAUUCUCUUAAUGAACUAAUGGACGUUUUAGAAAGGGACUGUGGCUGGAGAAGACCAAGAAUUACGAUCCCCCCUCCUAUAGACUCUAUGGAUUCUGGUCCAUUAGCAAUAUUCAUAUCAGUAUAUCUUCAAGCUAUGUCAAUAGUUCAAUCAAAUCUAAUGCAGAUACAAGCGUGGCAGGAGAGAUUUGCUAGACUAGAUAUCCCAAGACUUUGCUAUACAGUACACUUACUUGCACUUAUCUCCCACAUUUCGGCUCAUCUUGGCUCACUUUUGGCUUGGUUGUUCCAAAACAUGGCACAAUAUGUUGAGCAAGACAGGCUCAUUGAAGGCUUACAAUGGAACAGGUCUAGUAAAGACGGAGAGAAUUCUGGAGCCUUAGAAAAUGAUGGUGCUCCAGAGGUUACUAAAAGAAUAAAUAUAGAUGAGGAACCUUCAACUGAAUUGAUAGGAGACUCUUUAAAUAACGCUAAUUUGGAACAAAACAGCUUAGAUACUCAGAAUAACACUAUAGGCGGAGUUGAAAUGCUUGAAAGAAGUGACUCCAGUCUUGGUAUUAAUAAUGCUAACGCAAAUUCAUCAUCUAAUCUAGGCCCUGAUCUUAGCAAUGAAAUAGUAAUUAAUCAACUUCCUAAAGAAAUUAGAGAAAAGUGGGAAAGAUGGACUGGGAACCCACAGAACUUCUCUAGAAAUGUAUUUGCUUCCUUCUCUACCAGACCUUUCAGUGAUACCUACCAACAAGGUGAUGUGUUUUCUAGUAGCUCAAGUUUUGGCUUCCAACAGCCUUCUAACGAAAGUGCAAAUGUGUCAAGUGGUAGAAUUAAUAGUCAUCCCACUACACAAGAACUUUUAAGAAUGAUUAUUCACCAAACAGAGGCUAACUUGAACAUUAGCGGUUCUUUAAACUCUCGUAAUUAUACAAAUAUUCAGAACGAGUAUCGUUCAAUGCUUAUCAGAGACUUAAUCAAUAUCGCGAGGAAUGACUCAGAUUUUCUUAAUGAUCGAAGCAGAUUUCCGUAUUUACAAAGAAUAAUUUCCCUUUUAUAUGAGUAA